CAGCGCGGCGACCAUGAACCUGUUCUUUGGUGUGCCUGCCCAAUACCACGGCUCGAAGCAUGUGGUCAAGAUGGCGCUCGAGGCGGCACAGAUGCUCUACACCGCCCAUUGGGUCCUCGACGGGCGCGGGUGGGUCGACGAGCGCGUCGAACGCGGCGAACCGCCACCGUUCAACAAAGCGCGGAGCCGGCGCGGGUUCCGGGCCAUGCAGGCCGGUAUGUUGCUCGUUCAGUGGGUCCGCGAGAGCCUUCAGAACUACAUGUAUACCGUAGAUGUGGCCGACGAUCUCCUCGCCGAGUACGCGCUGCGGAGCUGCAAGCACUCGGUCCUCGAGGCCCAUCUCGAGUGGCUCCGGCACCACCCACCGAUGGCGCUGGCGGUCUCGGAAGCUUCAUCGACACUGACUGUUCCGCCGUGCUACGUGGUCAAGGAUCUGGUCUUCCGCCCGGCGUCUUGGGAGGUGGUCCAUGAGCUCUACCACGUCUUUUAUACUACGUCCAAGCGCGAGCUGGCGAGCGAUCUGCGCGUGGCCAACCCCAAUCUUGUCCGCAAGGGUCUCGAGUGGGAGACCUGGAUGGAUGCACACAAGGGCGUGACGGUAGCCGACGUCAUUGCCAAGUACGAUCUCAAGCCGAUCACCUCGCUCGAGCCGUUGUAGGCUCGCAGCCAUGUGACAAUCUUGUUGCCGCCGCUCGAGUCGGAGCGGCUGCAGCUCAGCGGCGGUGCCAGAACAUGCCAGCGAGCGCGGCAGCGCCAACGACGACGAGGCUGGUGAGGCCUGCACAGGCAACAACCGACGCGCAUGAGGCAACCGGGCAGGAUGCAGCGGCAGGCGCGGUGAGAGCAGCGGGGGCGUAGACGGCGGGCUCGGGCGAGGGGUCGAGGGCGAUGACCUUGAUCUCGACCAGAAGCUUGGCCGGGUUGGGCAGCUGGUGGACGGCGACGGUGGUACGGCUUGGCCCCGACUCGGAAUCAAAGUACUCGUUGUAAACCUCGUUCAUGCCCG
Molecule: messenger RNA, 1006 nt
Organism: Thecamonas trahens ATCC 50062
Lineage: Eukaryota; Apusomonadida; Apusomonadidae
Exons: 1
Coding region: 14-658 (214 amino acids)
Source: RefSeq, a predicted model, not a curated record